Molecule: messenger RNA, 5854 nt
Organism: Xyrauchen texanus (razorback sucker)
Lineage: Eukaryota; Metazoa; Chordata; Actinopteri; Cypriniformes; Catostomidae
Gene: malt1
Product: MALT paracaspase 1
Exons: 18
Coding region: 235-2694 (819 amino acids)
Biological process (GO): proteolysis
Molecular function (GO): cysteine-type endopeptidase activity
Source: RefSeq, a predicted model, not a curated record
AACACAAACACCUUCCUCUUUGUCAUACAUCAGGAAGUGAUGCGUUUACGCAACGAAUUCUUUCUGAAGCUGGAUUUCCCCGCAGCAGUCAGUGAUACGAAGGAUUAGCAAAGUUUUGCUUAAUAAUGUGAUCCAUUUCAACAUCUGAUCCGUCUGCGGUGCUGUACUGAAUGUGUAAACCAGAGAGCAGCUGGUCAAGCAGUCACUAUUGAGUAUCAUCUGGUAUCCUUCAUCAUGUCAGAUUUGAAUGACAACUCUUUGAACAUAAAUUUAUUGAAAGAAUCUGUGUUAAAGAGGCUCAGCGAGUCUCUUGACAAGGCCAACAGUAAGGGAUGGCGAAAACUGGGGGAGAUCGUGAAAAGUGACAAGCGAUUCAAAGUGAGUCUGGAUGAUAUGGACAUGUGCUCACUGAAGGUUUUGGAGAUAGAUGGCAGUCCUUCCCGCACCCUGCUCAAACUCAUAGGAGAUAAAGGCUGUAUGUUGGGUGAUCUGGUAGAAUUUCUACAGAUCAUGGAUCAAACAGAUGCCCUGCAGUGUCUCAAACCUUCAGGAAUUCAAAUCCUUGUCCAGCCGCUGUCAGUGUCUGUCAUUGCUGGACACAACCUUCGUCUAAGCUGUUGUGCUGUUAGUGCUUCACAUGUGCAAUAUCAGUGGUUUAAGAAAACAGUGGAGGUACCUAACAGCUUCUCUGCAGACCUGGUGUUCAGUCCAGUCCAGGUCAGAGAUUCAGGCUUUUACAUCUGUAGAGUGAACAGUGGAAACACAUAUGAGUUCAGUCAUUGGGCCCAAGUAGACGUCCUUGAUGUUCCACCAAGAUAUGGGUUAGUAUCUCUGGUAUCAGAGGGCAGGCCAAAAGUGGUGAUCCAACCUCAACCGCAAAGGCUGCUGGUGGGUGAUUCACUCAAUCUGGAGUGUGGAGCUAUUGGCAGACCCCUACCACAAUAUCAAUGGUAUAGAAAUGGAGUGCCAAUCAAAAAAGCCAUCAAGAGGAAGUACACUGUUGAUCUUUUGUUGCCAGAGCACAGGGGAAGAUAUCGCUGUGAGAUCUUCUGCAACAAUGAGAGAACAUGGAGCAAUGAAGUAGAUGUCAUUAUUGAAAAUCCUUGCCAUCCUGAAAUGAAAGAGAAAAGGAUAUCGCCUGAAAUUUCAGGGGCGAUGGAAUGCUCUGAAGAUGACUUUUUGACCAAUGAACAGGAUUACAGUUUUGAGAAACCUUAUGCUACAGACAAAGUGGCUCUUCUGAUUGGUAACCUCACAUAUCGAAACCACCCACAGCUGAAAGCGCCCAUGGUUGACGUGUACGACCUCACCAAUCUGUUGCGGCAACUGAACUUUAAAGUGGUGUCUUUGCUAGAUCUGACAGAGUCAGAGAUGCGCAACGCUGUGGAGGAGUUCUUGUCUCUGCUUCAUAAGGGAGUGUAUGGUUUGUUGUAUUAUGCUGGCCAUGGUUAUGAGAAUUUUGGGAACAGUUUCAUGGUGCCAGUGGAUGCCCCAAAUCCAUACCGUUCAGGCAACUGUCUCUGUGUGCAGAGCAUUCUGAAAUUGAUGCAAGAGAAGGAAACUGGACUUAAUGUCUUCCUACUGGAUAUGUGCAGAAAAAGAAAUUUACAUGAUGAAGCCAUGCCGAAUGUCAUGCUCAAAGUCACAGCCAAUAUUGUUUUUGGAUAUGCAACUUGCCAAGAUGCUGAAGCUUUUGAAUUGAGUUCAAGUGGAUUCACCAAUGGAGUCUUCAUCAAAUUCCUGAAGAAGCGCCUCCUAGAGGAUGAAAAGAUAACUGUUCUACUAGACAGCGUGGCUGAAGAUAUGGGUCAGUUUGACCCCACAAAAGGUAAACAGGCUCUGGAGAUCCGCAGCAGUUUGUCAGAGAGGCGUUCCCUCACCGAUCCCAUCCGCCCUGGAGACUACUCCGAUCCAACCCAGGCACAUAACCUGCUCUGGUCUAAAGCACAUGAACUGCCAGAGAACAGAAUUUUGGACUUUGAGUGUGGAGUUCAGAUAAAAAUGGACUUUGCUGCGGAGUUCUCCAAUGUGCUGGUCAUCUACACCAGCAUUGUGAAAAAGCCAGAGGAGAUGAUGUCAUGUCAAGCACACAUCACUAACCUCCCUCUGGACCUGGAUGUAGAUCCUAAGCUGAUGAAUAAGGAGACUCUUGAGGAGACAGGUAGCUUCUUACUCUCAGGCAGUGUCCCUCAGCACUGCCUCUAUACCAGGCUUAGCUCAAUACAGAAACUAAAGGAGGAACUAGCAUUCACUGUCUGCCUUCAAGUCCUGUUUAACACUCUAGAGGACCUGGUCCAAUGGAACAUGGACGUUAACAUUGGAAAGCCUCUCACUGCCAAACUGGAUCUUAACCGGCCCACCCUGAAGCUUAACUGCCCACUGACCUGUCACAUGCCCCAUAGCCCCUCGACCAGCCCCAGCCACAGUCCCGCAUCUGACUGCCGCUUCCACAGCCAGGAGCCAAACUUUCCCCAGCAGUAUGCCAACCCCUACCUCAAUGUCUGUGAGCCACUCCAUGGAGCUGUUGGGGGAUAUAGGGGCUUUCAAAUGCAUGCUGGUCACACAUAUCAAUAUGAAAGCAUGCCAUACUCAACAUUCUUGACCCCACCAAGUAUUCCCAUUGAGACCACCGAUGACAUUGAUGACAUGCAGAAUGAGUUCAUGAAUAGCUUGCAACUCUAUAACCAUCCUUGAGGGUUUCUGUUUGUCGAUUUAGAUGUUUAGGAAGAGCUCCUAUUUCGACUUUGGCCAAGUUAGUCUUUCUGAGGUUAAUCUAUGAUAGUGCUUAAUGGAAUAGUUCAAAUAUGGUGGUAAUAACAUCAAACUUCAUGAGUUUUUGCGUGCCUUGAGGUUUGAUAUUAUUUAUGUUUCACCAUAUUUGCUUUAAUCUGGGAACAUGUAAGGCACCAAGCGGGGCACCUUACCUAUAUCAUCCUAUAUAGAAUGAUUAAGGAUAGUGGGGUAAGUGAGUUUAUCAGACUGUACCAGAUGUAGCCACAUACCUAGUCAUCACUACCAGCAGUUUUCAGUCCUUGACUUCAUGUGACACAUGAUAAUUUUGCAUAAAGAAAAUACUGUAACAUACUGUCAUUGUAAGUAUGUUAGUUAAAUGUUAUAUUAUAAUUUAUGUUAAAGAUACUGUAUCAUUAUCACCUCAUUACAUAAAAUAUAUUUUCUCGUAUAUAUUUUAAACAGACAUUUAGACAAAAACAACCUUUAUUUUUAAAUAAAAAGUGCAUCAAACAUAUGUGAUAUUUACCAUUUAGAAUGUGUAUAUUUAUUACAACUCAGACCUCAUUAUUUAAAGGUGAAGUGUGUAAUUUCUGUGCCACUAUACUAGAGUCUCCAAAUGAAAUUGAUAUAUACAAUAUUGAUUUGCAAUUUUCAGAAUAGCAAAUGAACUUUCUACUCUUACUAUUUCUGCAGGAUACAGAUACAGCAACAAUAGUAAGAGUAUAGGAUUGUAUGCUCUUCUGAAUGCAGACAUUUAAACAGGUGUCCCGAACACAAUUGUAUAGUUGAUUCUGCAUAUUUAGCUGGGAAAGAUGAAAGUAUUUUAACAUAAAAAGAUAAAUUUUCUUUACAGUAAACCAUCCGAUCACAAUUUGAUAAAUAAAAAAAAAGGAAAAUAAUGAAUGGAAUAAAAAUAAAUAACAAUAAUUGAUUUUAUAUAUAUAUAUAUAACACACAGAGGAACCAAAUGAAAAAAAAAAACUCACAAAUUGAACAAAUUCAAAACAAAGUGGCAAAGCAAAUGUGUGUCAUCAGAAUUUUAGAGAUAACAUUGUCCUAUGACACACUUUUAAUGUCCUCCUCCCACACAUUACAUAAUAGUGCACUUCUCUUCAGCCUUGGAUUUCAUCUCCACUAUUGUGGCCUGAGCUGUUUCUUUCAGCUGCCUCAUGUCCAUAUUUUGAAUAUGCUGCAUCUGAUCAUGAAUUACAGAGCCCUUUUCCUCCUCCUGUGGGACUUCUCCAUCCACCAUCUUGAUCAGUUCCUCUGGAACAUCAACCUCAUCUCCAGCCUGCUGGAGCAUGAUCUAAUCCUCUUCACUCUUGUCAAUCAACCAAAUAUUGUUUUUAAAAUCCAUUAGGAGUUCUUUGCUCAGAUACAGUGGACCCAAAAUGUGGACACUUAAUCAACACUUACAAAUACAUUAAUUUAGACAAGAUAUCAAACCAAGUGGCAUUUAUUUUGAAGAAAGUUCAUAAAUUUGUUUCAAAGUAAUUGCAAAAUGGCUAAGAAAAUGGAUGCCACUUGCAAAUGCCACUUUGUUUGAUUUUUUUUGUAUCUAAUGCAAUAAUUUGUUCAGAACUACAGCAAUGGUUUGAGGGGAAACCUCAAGCAUGAUUUGAACAAACUGACCUUUAUAAAUACGUUUGGCAUUAGGUGAUCUUGGUCUAUUGAGCUAUAAUUCCAUUGUCUUUCAAAAUAACAACAGCAUGCUCUUUUAAAACCUAUUUGUUUUUCAGAAUCAAGGCUCAUUUAAGGCAAAAAAAACUAAUAUUCUAAUAUUAUAUUAUAUAAAUAUUAUAAUGAUAUAGUAAAAAAGAUCCCUUUAUUUUUAUAUUUAAAAGUGCAUACAUUAAAUAUCAUGAAUAUUGAUUAGCGUGUUGUAGAGUAUGAGGAAAAUCAUGGACUCAUGGAUUGUGAAUACAAUGAACACACUGUUAAACCUUAUCUAAAUCACUGAAAUAGCGCCGGCGAGUCUGGGGAGUAUAAUGCGCUAUUGACAGAGAAUCCUCGUGCCUUCCAAAACCCCCCUACCCAUGUGACUCGCCCCACACUCUCGUGCCUUAUCAUGUGGAAAAGGAAGGGGAGACUUUGAACGUAAAAAUGUUUGUGUCUUUCAUUUAAAACCCAGAAGGGCUUAUUUUGAAGGAAAUAUGUUUAUUUCAGUAUACUUGUGUAUUUCUGUUAUAUCAAACUAGUUAAGAUUGUUUAGUUGUGUAGUGAAACUCUGAGGCCUUAUAUAAAGUGUCUUAAAAUGUAUAUCCACUUUUAAGUGUACCAAAUACACGUUUCUUGGUAUCAAAUUAAACCUUACGACUUGUCCUAGCUGAAUAUAAAUGUAAGGGUACAUUAAAAGGUAGUCUGCUAUGUUUUACUGUCUUUUGAGUGAUCCAACCCAAAGCCUUUAAAGUCGUAAAUUAUGCAAAUGAAGAGCCUUGACCGGACAAAGCAACCAUCUCGCGCCCAAAACAAAGGAGCCUCAUUGGGUCAUUUCUCCCAAAGGAGGUGUGACCUCCCUGCCUUAAAAGUUAGGCUCCGGCAUUGAAUCUCUUCUCUUCUGCUGAACAUUUCAACUCCUCUUGCCUCUCUUGCAUCCCUUACAUCUCUCCUCUUCUGCACUCUUCCCCCGUUCUUCUGGACCCCCUCGGAACAACUCCCUUACAUCUCUCUUUUCUGCACCCGCUCUUCUGGACCUCUUCGGAACAACCCUUCAACUCUCUCUCUCUCCUCCCUUGGACUCCCCAGAACAUCUCAACUCUCCGGAACCCUGCAACUCUCCAACAGUUAACUUUAAGACGCUUCGAACUUUCCGCGAACAAUCCACGCUCUGGAAACACCGAUGGAAAGCCCAUCUCAAGGACGCCACGAGGACACGACAUACACGCAGUCUUGCUCAGCUGACACAAAGGUCCAUUGUGCAAGUAUUAUUUCAUUGAAAUUCAAAUGCGUUACAGUGUGUAACUUCCGUGCUGGCUCUGAAAGGUUAACUGUGGAAAUAAGUUUGCCAUACCUCUAAUUCUUUAUUUUCCCUUACUGUGUGUACUUUGUUUAUUUUAUGUUUAUUCUAUGUUAAAUGUUUGUUUGUUAAGUGUAGUGAUAUAUCCUAGUUCCUUGUAUUAAA